Molecule: messenger RNA, 471 nt
Organism: Phragmites australis (common reed)
Lineage: Eukaryota; Viridiplantae; Streptophyta; Magnoliopsida; Poales; Poaceae
Product: protein TPLATE-like
Exons: 1
Coding region: 1-471 (156 amino acids)
Biological process (GO): endocytosis
Source: RefSeq, a predicted model, not a curated record
AUGAUGAUCUUUGGCGCAAGCGAAGUCAGCCGGAACGUCGAUCUGGAUGAUGAGACCGCCACAAUGAUCUGCAAAUUCGUCGUGCGUGCAUCUGAUGAAUCCAUCACGAGAAAGAUGGAAUCAGACCUUCAGGGUUGGCUGGAUGACAUCACUGACGGUGCCGUCGAAUACAUGCCCGAAGACGAGGUGAAGAGCGCGGCUGCUGAGCGGCUGAAGAUCUCCAUGGAGAGAAUCGCCGUGCUCAAGGCCGCCAAUCCGAAGGUGCCGCCUGCAAAGACCGAGCAGGAAGAGGGAGAGGAGAGGAAGCAGAACGAGGACGUGGACGAGUUCGGGAGCCCCAAGGGCCCCUCGACGCUCUCCAAGCUCACCGCGGAGGAAGCCGAGCACCGCGCGCUCCAGGCGGCUGUGCAAGGAGAAGGCGGCCAUGAAAGCGCAGUGAGGUUUGGGAUGUGGAUCGUGUCCGCCUGUUAA